UUGUCUGAGCCGGCUGACGACGGAACGUGCGUGCAGUAGACGGUGCUUAACACAUCCUCAAGAUGAGCCAAUACCAUAGACCUGACGCUGGAACUCUUCAAACUCUCAAGGAUAUCGCAAACAAACUGCGAAUCCAUAGCAUCAAGGCAACAGACGCCAGUAAUUCCGGGCAUCCAUCAUCAUGUAUGUCCAUGGCAGAAAUCAUGUCUGUCCUUUUCUUCAACACCAUGAGGUACAGUCUGAAAGAGCCACGCAGUCCAUCCAACGAUCGAUUCAUCUUGUCCAAGGGUCAUGCUGCCCCAAUACUGUACGCAGCAUGGGCCGAGGCAGGACUGUUUUCAACUGAUGAACUCCUGAAUCUGAGGAAACUGGACUCUGACCUGGAGGGACAUCCAACCCCUCGUCUCAACUUUGUUGAUGUGGCAACAGGAUCCUUGGGUCAGGGUCUGAGUGUUGCUGUGGGCAUGGCUUACACAGGAAAGUACCUGGACAAUGCUGACUACCGUGUGUACUGUGUGAUCGGGGAUGGGGAGAGUGCUGAGGGCUCGAUUUGGGAAGCUAUGGCCUUUGCUAGCCGUUACAACUUGGAUAAUGUUGUGGCCAUCUUUGAUGUGAACCGUCUUGGACAGAGUGAACCCACCAGUCUUCAACACAACCUUGAAGUUUAUAAGGCCAGGGCUGAGAGCUUUGGGUGGAAUACCUAUGUUGUGAUGGGACACAGUGUGGAGGAGCUGUGUAAAGCAUUCCAUGAAGCUUCCAUUGUCAAAGGCAAGCCCACCUGUAUUGUGGCCAAGACCUUCAAAGGACAAGGUGGACCAAAUGUGGCAGACAAGGAGAACUGGCAUGGCAAACCACUUGGUGCCCAAUCAGAGGUGACUAGACAGGCAAUUUCCAGCCAAAUUAGUAAUCCAGGACCACAUGGCAUCACCCCACCAACUCCUACCCCUGUCCCAGAAGUCGAUAUUUCCAACAUCAAAUUGUCUACUCCUCCCACCUACAAAGAAGGUGACAAGGUGGCUACCAGACAAGCUUAUGGCACAGCCCUGGUAAAGCUUGGUGAGAAUAACAACAGGGUGGUUGCUAUGGAUGGUGACACCAAGAAUUCAACAUUUGCCAUCAAGUUUAAGGAAAGGUUCCCUGAUCGCUUCAUUGAAUGCUACAUUGCGGAGCAGAAUCUGGUCGGCGUUGGUAUUGGAUGUGGUUGUCGUAACCGCACAGUGCCUUUCAUUAGCACUUUUGCCUGCUUUCUGACGCGAGCCUUUGACCAGAUCAGGAUGGGAGCCAUUUCACAAACCAAUGCAAACUUUGUAGGUUCCCACUGUGGAGUGUCCAUCGGUGAAGACGGCCCAUCCCAGAUGGCCUUAGAGGAUAUUGCCAUGUUCCGUUCCAUUCCAGGAUCAACUGUGUUCUACCCAAGUGAUGCUGUAUCAUGCGAACGCGCCAUUGAAUUAGCAGCUAACACCAAGGGAGUCUGCUUUGUUAGAACCAGUCGCCCGGCAACCAGCAUUCUUUACGAUGCAAAUACUGUAUUUGAAGUCGGAAAGGCUAAGGUUGUUCGACAGUCAAGCAGUGACUGUGUUACUGUAAUUGGCUGCGCUGUGACCCUACACGAAGCACUUACGGCUGCUGAUAAACUGCAAAUUGAUGGCAAGAACAUCAGGGUGAUUGACCCUUUCACCGUUAAGCCCCUGGAUGUGGACACCAUCGUAGAGAAUGCUAGGGCUACAGGCGGCCGUAUCAUCACUGUUGAGGACCAUUAUACCUGGGGGGGACUUGGAGAUGCAGUAUGUGCAGCAGUUUCCCCAUAUAAGGAGUUUGAGGUGCACAAACUGGCAGUAACAGAGGUUCCCCGAAGUGGUCCGAGUGCUAAACUUUUAGAAAAGUACGGAAUCAGUGCAAACUGUAUCGUCAAGGAAGUCAAUAGAAUCUGCAAGGCAUAGAUAGACAAGGUCAUGAACUGAGCUCUCGCCACUGCAUACAGCAGAUUAUUGUUAGCAGCUGUUUCUAAAAUUUUAUUUUAAAAAAUUCCUAAAAUCUUGUGAAAUUAAGGAAAUUAUGCAAUUUACAACUUGUUAAUGGUUGUUCUCACAGUUAAUUAGAAAGUACUGAAUUUAGAAAAAUGUAGUUAAAAUUGAUUUUGUUGUUAAAAGUCAGGUUCUAAAAGCUUAUUGAUGUUUUGAAGGGUUUUUAUUUUGCUACUUGUAAUUAUCAUACAUUUUCUCAUAUUUGGCCUAAAAUUAAAACCAAUAUCAUGGACAGAUUGGUGCAAAUUAAAAACCUUUAGAAUAAGAGUAUUAGUUAGAAGAGUAUCCACUUACGGUAGCUGGACUUCCUUAUAUGGAGUCCUGGAAUCUAAUUAGCGAUAUAAACAAGCAUUUAUUGUCAAAACAUAGAUUUUUUUUCAAGAGACUGUCUUAUAUAUAUCAUGUUGAAGGAAUGGAUGAACUUUAGAAAGAAAGAUACAUAUACUCCAAAUGUUGGAUAUUAUUGUUUAGUUAAGCCUGCGAGUAAAAUGAAAUGGUUAAAAUCUGUCCAGAGCUAUAGAGACUUAAAUUUUCAUAGACAUAUUGUCUGUCAUGAGAUCGAAAUUUCAUCAUAUUUGAAUUAAAACAAAUAAAACAUGAAUUGAUUUCACUGGUGUACAACAAUCACUUGGAAAACACAAGAAAUUGAUUCUCAGGCAAAAAUCAUUAUGUAUGUCAUCAUCAGGAAUUAAAAGUAGAUCUCUGUAACAGAAGGCAACAUGUGAAUCAUUAAUAGAAAUUCUCCUUUGUGAUAUUUAUGAAAUUGUACAUAUCAUUGUAGAAAUUAACUGCAAAUGAUAAUUCACUUUGAACUGGACUUAGAAGAUAUUGUCCCUGGUGGACUUACCUGCGAAUUCUAUUGACAGAAGAUGAAUUGCUAGUAGCAAGAAAAGAGUAAAAUUGGAAUGGAAAGAAUAAAUAUGUUUUGCAUUUAUAAAUUUUGUGUUCUUAUAUGAUGGCAUUUACUCUGUGACAGUUAUGAGGUUUUGGAAUUUUUCCUUAAAAGUAAAGGACUAGAUUAUAAUCAAAUUGAAACUUUCAGUACAAUUUAGUCCCUGUAAAUGUUUGAUGAUCACCAUUAAUUUCCUAAUAAGAAGUGUUACAAAUCAUGUCAGCAGAUUUAGUAACUGUUGUUGAUCAUGUAGUGGAGUGGAGUUGUCCCUUGUUUAUGGUAGCGUAAGGUUGACUAUCAAUUGUUGUACAUACUUAGGUUCCUUGGACCAGCCAAGGACCAAGGCACCAAAGUUUCAAUUAUGCUUUUAAUCCUUUAUUACCUAUCCAAAGCCAAAAUAUAGCUACUGUGGCAUGUAGUUGUGUCUCUGAAUAAAAAAUGUAUUCUUUAAUUUUUCUAACAAAAA
Molecule: messenger RNA, 3382 nt
Organism: Ylistrum balloti
Lineage: Eukaryota; Metazoa; Mollusca; Bivalvia; Pectinida; Pectinidae
Product: transketolase-like
Exons: 9
Coding region: 63-1940 (625 amino acids)
Molecular function (GO): thiamine pyrophosphate binding; transketolase activity
Source: RefSeq, a predicted model, not a curated record